UUCUCACAGGACCUUAAGGGAGCACUCAGUAAGGCAGCCUUCCUUCUCUCCAAGCCGGGUGGGGGGGAUGCACUUCCAUUCUGCCGCUUUAAGGGGAAGCAAAGAAAGCUGUCUGUCGACCCCCCAAAUAGGGGAGGACACGUUAUCCCCGCGUAGACAAGAGUGUGGCGGGGAGCCGGUGCAGUGCGGCCCUUUCGCUGCUCGGCUCUCUCAGGCUGGAGACACGGUUUCUGACAGAGCUCUUGUCGCUGAGGGACGCCCCAGAGGAGAGGCCUAAGCGCUCCGGUUCUUCCUCGCAGACAGCGAAGGAGGCUGCUGCUGCAAUUGAAACAGGAAGGCUCGGAGGUAUGGAACCACCGGGCGUGAAGCUCUCCAAUGCGGAGCUCAAGGAGGAGUGCAUGCUGCUUCCCAUCUCUGUUUUAUCAUCACAACAACAUUGUGAGAUCCUUGGCCAUGGAGACUAUGACUCUGAUUUUAGUGAUGAUGAAACAGGAGAGAAAUCUGACCAGCGGAAAAAUAGGAAUGAAGAUGCAUUACUUAAAAAGCCCUUCCAGAAAGAAAAGCAGAGCAAGAUGGCCCAUAGACAAGUGGCAACAGAUGAAUGGGACAGGGAAGAAGCAAGAAAUCGAAGAUUUCAUUUCAUAGCAAUGGAUGCUUAUGCGAGACAUAAGAAAAUGGUGAAUGACUAUAUUUUAUACUACGGUGGUAAAAAAGAAGACUUCCAGCGUUCAGGCGGAAAUGACAAGACUGACCUUGACAUUGUAAGGGAAAACCACAGAUUCCUGUGGAGAGAAGAAGAUGAAGUUGACAUGAACUGGGAGAAGAGGCUUAGCAAGAAAUACUAUGAUAAAUUAUUCAAAGAGUAUUGUAUAGCAGAUCUGAGUAAAUACAAAGAGAAAAAGUUUGGAUUUAGAUGGAGACACGAGAAAGAGGUUGUAUCAGGAAAAGGUCAGUUUUCCUGUGGAAGUAAGCACUGUGAUGAAAAAGAAGGCUUGAAGAGUUGGGAGGUGAAUUUUGGUUAUGUUGAGCAUGGUGAAAAGAAAAAUGCACUUGUUAAAUUAAGGCUCUGUCCAGAAUGUUCUUACAGAUUAAACUUUCAUCACAGGAGAAGGGAAGUCAAACCAACGAAAAAGAGAGCAAGGGCAGAACAAAGUUCCACAGUGCUAGAAUCUAAGAAGACAAGAUUGUCUUCACCACACAAACACAAGUCAAAGAAAAAAAAGAGUCAGAAAGGUCAGGCACUGGUAGACGAAUCAGAUUCUGAUAAAGAUUCAGUCAACAGUGAUGAGAAAGAUGGUUCCUCUGAUGCAGAUUUUUGGAAGGGUCCACCACAAGAGACAGAAGAAAAAACACGGGAGGAAGAAUUUGAUGAGUACUUUCAAGACUUAUUUCUCUGAAAUGUAAUGUGGAAAUCUGGAACAUGAAUAAACAAGCAUCAAGUUUUCCAAUUUCAUACCUCACUUUUCUUUAAAUAUGGUUUUAAUUGUAACAGGAGUUAUCCAGCACAUCUCUUCACUGACUUGUAUAUUUGGCAUAAGACAGCUUUCUUUUCUUGUAUUUUUUUCAGUAAUGUAGACCAAGCUAUGAUAUCUAGUCAAUAACUUUUGUAAUAUUCAGCCUUCUAUCAAGAAGAUUUACAGCAGUUUAUUCAUGAUAGCCCUCAAAAAACACCAAAUGAACAUGCAGAGACAAAUGACAGUUGACUUUUGGCCUAAUCCUAUGAACUUCUAUUGUUUUGUACUUCUGCAUUCCUUCGGAGUCACCCAUCAUCACUGAUACCUCCCUCUUUUUCCUCAAUGAUCCUGUUGUGGCUCCAAUCCUGUUAGCAGUCAGUUUGCUCUGAGAGGGCAUGAUUAACAUUGGUGAUCAAACGUAAGACUGCUAUGAGCACCUGUUUGGCUAAAUCUUUCUGAAGUAUAGGUACAUAAGACUGGGAACUGUCACAUUUUAUUUUAAUGAACAACUGAGAUGGCUUGAAGUGAACAAACAGUAAUCUUGCUUUAGAAUGUAAUCCUGAGCAUGCAACAAGAUAAGGGCACACAACAUUUGAGCCUGGUUCUUUCUCCCCUGGUUCAAAUUACAGCAUAGGUUAAAUCCAUUCUGCUAUAUGUUUCUAACAGUUAGUUUGGACACACACACAAAAUCCCUAUAUUGUUUGGUUCCUGAGCAAAGUGAAAUCAGGUGUAAGGUUGUUUGCGUAUUUUUGCAUGAUAUUUACAUUUAAUCCAAAUGUGAAACAAUGUGGGGAAAACAACGGUAUGAAAAAUUGUGUGCCUGUCAUUUGGACAGUAGACAAUUGAAUAUGCCAGACACAAAAAGACGUGAAGUUUUAAAAAAACAAUGUUAAUAGAACACAUUCAUAUUAUAUUCAUGAACAUGUUUUACCAUGGUGCACAGCUCAGAUGAAUAUCAGUACAUCUGCACAUUUAACGUUACUUCAAUAAUUACAUUUUUCACAACUGAUGGAUACAGAAGGAAAGGCAAUAUAAAGAUAAUCAUCAUCAUUAAGGGUGUCCUUGAAGAGCAAAGAAAGGUAGCCGCCUUUGUGUGAAGGCUUCUUUAGGUAAGAAGGUGGAUUUAAAGGUUAAUUCUUUGUCAUCUUGUAAGUUUGGUUGGGAGCUAAAUCCAAUAAGCAGCAGUCAGCUAACAUCUGUGUAACUUGUCUCUCAGGUCUUUGGAAGAAUGUAUUACCAUAUCUGUUGUAAAAUGCCUGUAGUGAGUGUUCAACUUUUCUUGUAGAUCUUCAGAGAGUAGUUAUAAAAAAGUAUCCAGUACAUAUUUAA
Molecule: messenger RNA, 2783 nt
Organism: Rhineura floridana
Lineage: Eukaryota; Metazoa; Chordata; Lepidosauria; Squamata; Rhineuridae
Product: protein FRA10AC1
Exons: 15
Coding region: 348-1397 (349 amino acids)
Biological process (GO): dephosphorylation
Molecular function (GO): phosphatase activity
Source: RefSeq, a predicted model, not a curated record